Molecule: messenger RNA, 1473 nt
Organism: Notothenia coriiceps (black rockcod)
Lineage: Eukaryota; Metazoa; Chordata; Actinopteri; Perciformes; Nototheniidae
Exons: 5
Source: RefSeq, a predicted model, not a curated record
AUGGAAGCGGCAGGAAACCAGAGGUGCAGGGGGAAACGUUCCAAAAGAGCACGAAAGGAAGAUUUUCCCAAAAGAAGAGCAAGGGCCGGUGGCAAGGAUUCAAAAGAAGACGAGAGGCCUGCAGAGGUCCGGAAGAAGCAGGGCUGGCAGAGGGUCCCAUGGGGAAGCAAGAAGCUGGGGCGGAGUCCAGAGACGGCUCGGGCUGCUGGGGCGAGGAGGGGUGGCCCUUCAGCAGAGGGCCAGGCAGGGAGGAGAAGCGACAAAAAAACAAGGGAAGUUGAGAUGGAGACAGUGGAAGGCUCCAUAUGUGGACGGAAUUCGGCUCUUCAGUCUUCCCAGCAGUCUUUGCUUGGAGUUCCGGAGAGGAGAGGGCGGAGUGAGAGCUCCCACCUUCCCCUCAGUCUCUUUCCCUCAGAUUGGGCAGCAGCACAGAGGAGGGGCCUGGAAUGCCACACUGCAGUCCCUCCAGUCCUGGAGCCGCUGUCAGGCGAGGAGCCGUCACCAGCUGAGGACCACGAGCAGGACUCCUUCAGACCUCUGAUUGGCCAGCUGACGGACCAGUCAUCCUGUCUCGCUGCUGACCACAUGGACUCGGCCAUGGAGCAGCUGGUAGGUCAACCAUCGGCUCACUCUUCCAUGAUUGGUCAGCUACCUGGUCCGAUCUCGACAAGCUUUGAUCACGGCGGCUGGGACUCCACUCUGAGCCGGAUGAUUGGGCGACUGUCCCAUCAGUCCAGCUCUCAUUGGCUGAGUGGUGGGCAGAACUUUUAUGCAGGUCAGCUGAUGGGCCGUGCAGUCGGUUUGGAGCAGUCGGCCGCGUGGUCGGAGGAGGGUCCGGAGUGGAGCGGAAUGAGGCCGCUGGUCGGGGAACUGGACGAGUCAGCAGGCCGGCAGGGAGCCAGCUCAGAUGAACGAACCCACGCUGAUCUUGGUGUCUCAACUGAGGCCAGUGUGCCGCCGUCUUACACAGUGUUUCCUCCUGAAGCCUGGCCCCACAGCGCCUCUCCCCCAGGUGUGAGUCCACUGCAGCAGACCCUGCUCAUACAGGCAGCAUCACCACCAGACCGGGGUCCAGAGAGGACUGUAGACUCAUUCCACCCGCUACUGGCGGAGGUCCCCCACAACGAGACAGCAGACCCCUCCAUGACCUUUCACCUACCUGACCACCAUGUGCCUAGCUGUACUGAAGGACGGCCACACAGCAGGGGGGAGGAGUCUGAAGUCAGCCCUGAUCCUUCUGUUGAGUCUGAGCCGUCCCCUGAGCGCCUCCGAGCAGAGCAGCCGGCCAGCUGCACGGCCGCCCCCCCCCUGCAUGGAUUCUUCUCUCAGCUCAUCACUUCCCAGUGCCACCCCCAUGCUUUAGCCAUUUGUGAUGAUUCACUUACUGUGGGCGAAGCAGAUAAAGACAGAAACCCAAUUUCUGUUAGGGGUGGAGAUUCAGUCCCACUCAGUGACCUCUCUGUGGGGAUAUUG